Molecule: messenger RNA, 2366 nt
Organism: Bombina bombina (fire-bellied toad)
Lineage: Eukaryota; Metazoa; Chordata; Amphibia; Anura; Bombinatoridae
Gene: PTPN1
Product: protein tyrosine phosphatase non-receptor type 1
Exons: 10
Coding region: 97-1452 (451 amino acids)
Biological process (GO): protein dephosphorylation
Molecular function (GO): protein tyrosine phosphatase activity
Source: RefSeq, a predicted model, not a curated record
UAGCAGUUGUAUCAGGCAGCUGGAAGAGGAGGUGAGUGAAGAGAGAGACCCGGAGAGGAGGGUGAGAGAGCAGAGAGCAGAGAGCUUAGGCCGGCCAUGGAUAUAGAGAAGGAGUUUAACGAGGCGGACAAACACAACCGCUGGGGCUCCAUUUAUCAGGAUAUCCGACAUGAAGCCAGCGACUUUCCAUGCAAAGUGGCCAGGCUACCAGAGAAUAAAAGUCGCAAUCGCUAUAGAGACGUCAGUCCUUUUGAUCACAGUCGAAUAAAACUUCAUCGACAUGACAAUGACUACAUUAAUGCCAGUUUGAUUAGGAUGGAAGAGGCACAGAGAAGCUACAUUCUCACACAGGGUCCUUUGCCUGAAACCUGCGGUCAUUUUUGGGAAAUGGUUUGGGAACAGAGAAGCAGAGGGGUUGUAAUGCUCAACAGAGUGAUUGAGAAGGGAUCAAAUGCUUUUAAUGACGAUGUGGACUUUGUUCUAUACCUGAUAGCAUCCACCAUUGUGCAAUCUGACCCAAACUUAAUAGUUCAGGCUAAGUCAGAGAAUGAUAUAAAGUUUCUUACAUCCUUCCAAGGACAGAAGAUGCUGCAGCCACCAGGAGCCACCACUUCUUUUGCUUCCUUUAGAGUUAUUCCUAGUUUUACACAAGAAAGCCGUGAGAUUCUGCACUUUCAUUACACCACUUGGCCUGAUUUUGGAGUUCCAGAAUCACCUGCAUCAUUCCUCAAUUUUCUGUUUAAAGUAAGAGAGUCUGGUUCCCUUAAUCCAGAACAUGGGCCCAUUGUGGUACACUGCAGUGCCGGCAUUGGUAGAUCAGGCACAUUUUGUUUGGCUGAUACCUGUUUACUCCUAAUGGAUAAAAGAAAAGAUCCUUCUUCAGUGGACAUUAAACAUGUUUUGCUAGAAAUGCGAAAAUACAGAAUGGGUCUUAUACAGACGGCUGACCAGCUGCGUUUCUCAUAUCUUGCUGUCAUUGAGGGCGCAAAGUUCAUUAUGGGGGACUCAUCUGUGCAGGAACAAUGGAAAGAGCUCUCCAAUGAAGAUUUGGAUCCACCUCCUGAACAUACACCGCCUCCACCCAGGCCACCUAAACGCACCACUGAAACUCACAAUGGGAAGAUGCCUGAGCAAACAGAAUUCAACAACAAGCUAGUGGUGGAAGAAGUGAUAAAACAAGCAGUGCAAUUGGUGGAAGAGAGCGUACCUGAUGGCAAUGUGAACUUCUCUUUUCCACCACUUAUAGAAAGCACACAUCAAGACACUGAAACUAGAAGAAGAGCAGUUGGUGAAGAAGCCCACUCCUCCACCAGUCAAGAUGAAAAGGUCAAGUACGAAAACACAGAGGACAAAAACAGGAACCCGGAGUGGCAACCAUUUAUUGUCCAUAUCUGUAUGUUCACCAUCCUAUCAGCAGGGGCUUACCUCUGCUAUAGGGUUUGGUUUCAUUAAUGGACAUAUUGGCAUGGAUCACAGUUUUUGAGUUUUUCAUACAAAAAUGCCAGACAUAAUUGGAACAAAAUAAAUAACCUAAGCAUUAGCUUGGUACAUCCUAAGCUUUAAAAGGCUGGAACUUUGCUAGGGCUUCUAAGAGUCAAUGCACUAGGGUUUAGCCCUGAAUCCCAAGAAGAUAAUACUCGUAUCUCAGGGCCUUAAACUAUUCAGGAGUAAGCAGAGAAAAUGCCAAAUAUUUUUUUUUUUUUUUUUGAAUAAAAUAGUGGUAUUACAACACAUUGUUGUUUUUUAACCUUUUUUUAAGGACUCUAACAUUUUAUUUGUGUUGCCAUAUUUUGCAAAAGAAAUAAAAUUUGAAACAGGCAACGUAUGUAAGCUUGUAGUGUUGGUCUAGUACCAAAUCCAUUGUUUUUAGUUUAGAACUCUCUCCCCCUUCUCCAAAACAUAUCAAAAGAAUGUAUUUCUGUUGUCUUUCUUACAAUUUUUCCCCUAAGUUUUUAUUGAGGUGGGGGAGGGAGUAAAAAGGAUUAAGCGCAGUUGUAUAGAAGGUGUUUUUGUUUUGUCAAUUUCAAAUUUAAAUGAACAGAGUUAAAAAAAAAAUGUUUGUGGGCUGUGCCUGUGGUUGAGCGUUGGUCUCUGUAUAACUGUUACAACAGCAUUUUUGUAAUUUCCAUACAUUUUCUAUUUCUAAAGAGUAAGACACUUUUUCAUUUGCUCAGGGUAGGCCAACAGUACCUUUUUUUUAUAUAUAGAUUUUUUUUUUCUAAUUAUGUUGCCUGUUGGACUUUGUUUGGACUUUGUUUGCACAUCUUUCUUUAUUGUACCAUAUGAUACAUGCUAUUCUGGUGCAAGUGCUACAAAUAAAUUCAACUUACAAUAUUCAUAAGCAUUUAAAUCCUAUGAUGAAAUAA